Trypanosoma brucei brucei TREU927 is the source of this 1053-nucleotide messenger RNA. RefSeq lists its product as hypothetical. Lineage: Eukaryota; Euglenozoa; Kinetoplastea; Trypanosomatida; Trypanosomatidae. The record is from RefSeq and is a predicted model, not a curated record. The coding region runs from base 1 to 1053 and encodes 350 amino acids. The transcript has a single exon.
AUGCUCUCCGGUGUGUAUGGUCCGCAAGCCGAAGGGGCACGCCAAAUGUUAGCGACUUUGGGAUACGAUAAUCCCUCAUCCGAGGACAUCGCACUCACGCUACAGCAAAUGGGUGAGGCUCGGGCUCUUAGAACGCAACAUGUCUCAACACAGCGGGGCACUCCCGAUCAAACUGGCGUCUCACCCCCGCGCGGGGCAUACGACACCACGAUGAGCCCGCGGAACAGCGGUCAAUCACCGGUAGGACGUGGUGGUGUACUGAAGGGCACCACCGCAACACCAGAUGAUGUGCGGCACGUGCGGGCAAAACCGCCACCGGUGGAUUUCCGCGACUGCUUCGAUUAUCGCAUGCACGAACGAGCACCUGGGCGAGUGUCCGUGGGAGGUAUCCUGAAACGUGGCGGUGGUGAGAGGUCUAACAGGCGGUACGUUGACCCCGUCGACGGGCCGAUUGCCGGUACCGUAGGGAAGGACCCAUGGGGUCGUCUUCGCUUUGUGUCGACGGGAGAUCGUAUAACUCCUGAAGACCGCAUAGAGCAGCACCUCCGACAACACGAAAAGGGACUCAGCGCCCCACUCGGGGGGAGACGCACCAGUGAAACUAGGGAAUACCCCGCUAGAAAGGGGAGGAGGAACAACGUCAGUAGGGGGCAAGACGAAGAGGACGAGUAUUCUGACUACGUAGAUGACUACUAUGAUGACGAGGGUUUCGGAGGAAAUCUGGAGAUGUUCUACGGUGGCCGUCCGCCCACUGCAGUAACACCCUCCAUGACACUACGGCUCGGUAACAAGUUUGCACUUGAUCAACGAAGCGCAAACACGAUGUACAACUUUACUGGCGAUAGUCGGUACAAGUACCGUAGUGGGCCCGGGGCACCUUUGUCCACUGUGUUGGGACCAAAUGGGUCAACACUACGGAACCGUGCGGAUCCGGUGCGACGGGGGCAGGAAAUGCGUGAAUUGUGGAAAAAGGAUAGCUUCCUCGCCCAGCAUGGCAGGAAAGAGGAUCGCUGGAGGGUAAGGCAGACCAUGCUAAGCCGCAGCCUCCAAUGA